This is a messenger RNA of Chironomus riparius, 2319 nucleotides long. NCBI's taxonomy places the organism in Eukaryota, Metazoa, Arthropoda, Insecta, Diptera, Chironomidae. The record is from the annotation of a GenBank genome assembly.
GAAAAUUGUGCGCGUGUGGAUUGUAAACAUAAAAAUUAUCAAGCUGCCAAAAUAACUCAGCAAAAAUAAACCAAAAGUGAAUCAAAAAGGAUACAAAAAAAGUGAACCAAAAUUUAAGGAUAAUCAAUAAGAAUUAAAAAUUGUACGGAUACCAAAACCACAGUGAAUAUUAACACAAAAUAGCGUGGAAGUUAAAAAAUUAAAAUUAUAAAAAUAAAAUUUGGCAAUAGAACACAAAUCGCUGCUGGAGUGGAAUUGCGGAACUAAUAAAAAAAAACACACCAGCAAAUUUAUCAGAAAUCGCAAAAAUUAUUUUCAUUUUGAACUCGUCGACAUAAAAACAAAUUCAUUGUGGCGCUGCAUUCGACUGAAGCCCUAAUGGCGGGCUUUCUUAAAUCAACUGAUCUCGGUGGUCAUCCACACAGUUAUGGUGCACCACAUCAUCCACAUCACAGUCAUGGUCCACCAUUACCGCCAGGAAUGCCAAUGUCGAUGGCACCAUUUGGUUUACCUCAUGGUCUCGAUGCCGUUGGGUUCCCUCAUCAAGGUAUGUGGGGCGUAAAUCCAAGAAAGCAACGUAGAGAGAGAACAACAUUCACAAGAGCUCAACUCGAUGUACUCGAGUCACUGUUUGGCAAGACUAGAUAUCCAGAUAUUUUCAUGAGAGAAGAAGUUGCACUAAAAAUUAAUUUGCCGGAAUCGAGAGUUCAGGUAUGGUUCAAGAACCGCAGAGCCAAGUGUCGACAACAAUUGCAACAUCAAACCUCGUCAGCAACAUCGAAUCUCAAUAGUUCAAAAACAACAUCGGGUUCAUCAAAUCGCAACGCUAAUUCCACCUCAACGUCGUCGUCAUCAUCAAGUAAAACAACAAAUACGACGAGUAAUUCAACAAACAACUCAACAGGCGUUACAAAAUCGUCACAUAUAAAAGUGACACCAACGCACGCACUGUCAGCAAAUGCAAAUAAUUCUGGCAAUUCUAAUAAUAAUAACAAUAAUAAUAAUAAUAAUUCAUCAAAUAGCUCGAAUGCAACGUCGAAUGCUAUCAAUAAUAGUUUAGGUGCUUUAAGCACAGGAAAUCAUCAUAGUACAUCAUCGCCUAUAUUACCAAUAACACCAUCGACGUCUGUGAGUCCACCAAUUAAUGUCAUAUGCAAGAAAGAGCUGCCAUAUCAUCAUCAGAAUGGUCUUGGUAAUCAAAACAUUAAUAAUGGUACGAUGGAUAUAAAACCAGGCUCAGGUGGAUCAUCUGGAUAUGAUAGUCUCAAGGAUAGUGAUUUGGGCAUUUCAUCUGUACAUCAUGCAUCAUAUCUUAAUAUAAAUUCACGAUUGAGUCAAACUGGCGGAAAUUUAACACCACUCGGCUCAAACUCAUCAAUCAUGACAACACCAUCGCCACCUAUAACACCACAGGCGAGCGGUCCAUUAUCAUAUGUACCGAAUCAUGAGUCCUACAAUUUCUGGCAUAAUCAAUACAAUCAGUACAAUCCGAAUAAUUACAAUACACCAUCAUACUAUACGCAAAUGGAUUAUUUUAAUAAUCAAAGCCAAUCUGGUUACAAUAUGAGUCAUUCUGGCUAUUCAACAUCGAAUUUUGGCCUCUCUGGUGGUGCAAUGAGUGGCGCAAUGGCUUCACAAACAUUCUCGCCUGAAUACAUGACACAGCAAGAUAAAUAUGUGAAUAUGGUAUAGGAUUAGGAUUAAAUGUGUUAAUAAUCAUUUUUCGAUAUUCAUAAAAUUGAUAAUCAUUAUGAUAAUUUUUUCUAUGUUCUCAUCAUAUCGUCUUCGUUUUUAAUGUUUUAUUGAUGCUGCUUGGUUAUAUUGAGAUUUUAAAGAAUCUAUGGAUAUUUUAAGUUAAGAAAUGCUUAAUGCUGAGCUAGUUUUUGUUCCACAGAUGAACAAAGUUGAGGUUAAUUUGUAUUAGGAGGUUGAGGGAGAAGUUUGAGGGUUGGUUGUUGAAUUUUUAUGGAUUUUUUUAUAUUUUUUCGAGAAAUAAGCUUUAAAAAGACCCACAACAAAGCUAUGGUACCCCAAAAGUAUUAUGUAGAUAAGCCAAUGCAAAAAUAUAUUUUUAUUGCUCAGAAAAUUCAUAAAAACUCAAAUCAUACUCCAAUGACCUCCAAAUACUCUCCAACAUACCAAUUCAUAUCAUUUCCAUUUACACCUAAAUUUGCAGCCACGCAGAUGGAAUGUAAUAAAAACUGUGAAGAGUUAAAAGCUUAACGAUGAGUGACAACGAAUAAAAAACCACACGAUAAUUAAAUUAAAUUGAAUUUGUAUAAAAAAAUGAAGAUAAAAGAAAUUUUAAUUAAGUUAAAA